Molecule: messenger RNA, 1707 nt
Organism: Hibiscus syriacus
Lineage: Eukaryota; Viridiplantae; Streptophyta; Magnoliopsida; Malvales; Malvaceae
Product: probable protein phosphatase 2C 38
Exons: 5
Coding region: 385-1545 (386 amino acids)
Biological process (GO): protein dephosphorylation
Molecular function (GO): cation binding; protein serine/threonine phosphatase activity
Source: RefSeq, a predicted model, not a curated record
AACAAUUCCCCUUUUUUCCUUCCUUCUUUCUUUUUGUUUAAUUUUUGUAUGUAAUCUUUCAAAUUAAGGGUCUUUGGGGUGUUCUUAAACAGGGUUUUUACAACUGAGCAGAUUAUAAGAAAGUCUUCGCUGUUUCCUAAGGAAUUCGUUUUGCAAGACUCAUCUGUUGUUCAAACUUGAACUAGGAACUUGGAGAAUGCUUAUUGCCUGCGUAAGGGUUAAAGAUUGAAUCAUAGUAAAAAGUGUCAAUAAGUCCUAUAGCACACGGUAAAUAAGUAGGAUAGAAUAUCCCAUCCAUCGAAGUUAAGAUCUGACUAAGCUUGACUUAGAACAGUUUAUCGGACUCUUUUAUAAGCCACAUAUUCGGUUAAGAACAUGUAAGUUAUGGUAUCAACGACAUUAAGGCGAAUUGUAUUGCCUUGCUGGAAGCCUUCAGUCGAGGGUGAAAAUUCUAGUGGAGGUGCAGUUGGUAAUGGUAGGGUUGAUGGGUUGUUGUGGUACGAAGACUUGGGACAACAUGUUGCGGGUGAGUUUUCAAUGGCAGUAAUUCAAGCAAACAAUCUAUUGGAAGACCAUAGCCAACUUGAAUCUGGUCCAAUCAGCUCGUUUGAAUCGGGUCCCCAUGGGACAUUUGUUGGAAUUUAUGAUGGUCACGGAGGUCCGGAAACCGCUAGGUUUAUAAACGAACACCUUUUCAGCCAUAUCAAGAGAUUUAUGACCGAGAAUCAUGGAAUGUCGGCUGAUGUAAUCAACAAAGCUUUUUUAGAUACCGAAGAAGAAUUUCUUGCUCUGGUCAGACAGCAGUGGGAAAUUAAGCCGCAACUCGCUUCUGUUGGUUCGUGUUGUUUGGUAGGAAUAGUGUGUAGCGGAUUGCUAUACAUUGCAAAUGCCGGAGAUUCUCGAGUUGUUUUAGGCAGACUGGAGAAAGCCUUUGACGAGGUCAAAGCAGUUCAGUUGUCAUCUGAGCACAAUGCAAGUUUUGAAUCUGUACGGGAGGAGUUACAAUCGUUACAUCCCGAUGAUCCACAGAUUGUGGUCCUCAAGCACAAAGUAUGGCGUGUGAAGGGUAUAAUACAGAUUUCAAGGUCCAUUGGCGAUGCAUAUCUAAAGAAGUCGGAAUUCAACAAAGAGCCUCUGUUACCAAAGUUUAGAGUUCCGAACUCGUUUGAGAAGCCGAUCCUACAAGCUGAGCCGGCAAUAUCAGUACAGAAAAUCUGUCCUGAAGAUCAGUUUCUUAUAUUCGCAUCGGAUGGUCUAUGGGAACACCUUAGCAAUCAAGAGGCCGUUGACAUUGUGAACACGAGUCCACGUAAUGGUAUUGCAAGGAGACUCAUAGAAGCCGCUCUUCAUGAAGCAGCGAAGAAGAGAGAAAUGCGAUAUUCGGACUUGAAAAAGAUUGACCGCGGAGUGCGAAGACAUUUUCACGAUGAUAUAACCGUUAUCGUUUUGUUUUUGGAUUUCCAUCUGAUAAGCAACGGCUCGUCUUAUAGACCCCUGGUUUCCAUUCGAGGCAACGGUGGAGUCUCCGGGAGCAGCAAAUACUAGCUCUUAAAGGGCUUAGACCUCUUAUCAUUUACUCACUAUCCUCUCAUUUUGUAUUAAGAAAGAGAUCCACAAAACAUAUGAUAGAAUUAUUUAGAUUGUGCAUAAUAAUAUAUAUAUAUAUAUAUUGAUGUAAUUGAAAAAGCUAAGAAUUCAAUGAUAUAU